Molecule: messenger RNA, 390 nt
Organism: Perkinsus marinus ATCC 50983
Lineage: Eukaryota; Perkinsozoa; Perkinsida; Perkinsidae
Exons: 4
Biological process (GO): endoplasmic reticulum to Golgi vesicle-mediated transport; intracellular protein transport; COPII-coated vesicle cargo loading
Cellular component (GO): COPII vesicle coat; endoplasmic reticulum exit site
Molecular function (GO): zinc ion binding; SNARE binding
Source: RefSeq, a predicted model, not a curated record
UUUUCCUCGCCUCCGCAUUUCGUUCGCUGCAGUGUGUCCAAGUUUCCCAACUCUCUCAAUGUGCGAUCUAAGACUAAGAUUCCUAUAGGUAUGUACUUUCAACCGAUGGCUCCGGUCCCAGCGGGGUGUCCCGAGGUCCCGGUGGUGAACUUUAAUGCUGUUGGGGUCAGCACCGUAGUGCGAUGCAGGAAAUGCCGAUCAUACAUAAACCCGUUCGUGAUCUGGACUGAGAACGGUCGCAAGUGGCAGUGCAACAUGUGUGGUUAUGUUGGGGACACUCCUCAGACGUACUACUGCCACCUGGAUGACACCAUGCGACGGGCUGAUCGAUAUGAGAGGCCGGAGCUCGUCAAUGGCACAAUUGACUUUAUAGCUCCUGCAGAAUACAUG